Messenger RNA from Eurytemora carolleeae, 1293 nucleotides. It is a transcript of the gene Ada, whose product is annotated as adenosine deaminase-like protein. The record is from RefSeq and is a predicted model, not a curated record. The coding region runs from base 58 to 1122 and encodes 354 amino acids. Lineage: Eukaryota; Metazoa; Arthropoda; Copepoda; Calanoida; Temoridae. Gene Ontology annotation, biological process: inosine biosynthetic process; adenosine catabolic process. Gene Ontology annotation, molecular function: adenosine deaminase activity. The transcript has 10 exons.
AAGACAUUUUUUACACCAAGGUUUAUUUUUCAGAUUAAAAAAUACGUCAGACUUAAAAUGGUAGAAUUAUCUGAAUUUUGUAAGCUUCUCCCCAAAGUUGAGCUUCACGCACAUCUAAAUGGUUCCUUAAGUUGCCAAACUAUUGAAAAGCUGGUAGCCUACCACACUAAGAUGUGGCCUGAUGAGCCUAUGCCUGCUGGAUCUGAUACUCUAAUCGAGGCAGGGAAGAAGGGAAGCUUUGAUGAUCCGUUUCGAAUGUUCUCCCUGGUCCACAGCAUAACAGACAACGUCUGGGCGGUGGGGGAGGCCAUGAAAGAUGUUAUUGAGGAGUUUGCGGACGAUGGUGUUAUUUAUUUAGAGAUCAGAACUACACCAAGGAGGGUUGCUGGUAGGAUGGAGAAGGAAGAGUAUUGUAGGGCUGUACUUGAUCAGAUUGUAAAGUCUCGCCUCACUUUCCCGCAGAUAAUAGUAAAGUUGAUCAUAGCAGUUGACAGAAGGUUGAUGCAAGAUUUUGAGGAGCAUAUUCAACUGUACAAUUUUCUUCAGAAGGACUACCCAGGUCAAGUGGUUGGGAUAGAUAUCUCAGGGGACCCGAGGCAGGGGAAUAUCAUUCAGAUCAUUCCUAGGAUGCAAGAGCUCAGAAAUGAAGGAAUACGAUUCUCUGUUCAUCUUGCAGAAGUAUUCAACAAACAGGAAACCCUGGAGUUUUUAGAGUUUGGUCCGGAUAGAAUUGGUCAUGGAACCUGUAUUCAUCCUUCUUUAGGGGGAUGUUCUGAGCUCUGGGAUAAACUGGAGUCUUCAAGUAUUCCAGUUGAGGUCUGUAUGACCAGCAACGUAAUCUGUAACUCUGUUCCUUCUUAUGCUCAACAUCAUGCUGGACUACUGCAUAACAAGGUUCCUUUUAUCCUUUGUACCGACGACAAAGGUGUCUUCUCUUGUUCACUCAGUGGAGAAUAUAGACUUGCUGGAGAAGCGUUUGGUUGGGACUCUGAGAAAUUGUUCAGGGUUGCCAGCAAGGCAGUGAACUAUAUCUUCAGUGGAGAGGAGGAGAAGGAGAUGUUAAAAAUAACCUUUACAGAGUGGAGGAUGAAAAAUGCGGAUUUCUUCAACUCAAAACCAUGAUUGAAUCAUAGAAAUAACUGUAGUUUUACACCAGUUUUUUGAGUUACUACUCUGCAUUUUGUACAUUCAAAUCAAUAUAUUUUUUUUCCCGGUAGGAAGUGAAUAUUUUUGUAUUUUUUGUAUCAAAUUGGUUUUUAAGUAAUAAAGCUGCAUCAGGCGCGCCUAUACCUA